UGCGCUCCGGGGGCGGCCCCGGCGGGAGGGAGGCGGCGCGGCGGCGCGGCGGCGGCGCAGUCUGCACCAUGGCGUACCCGGGGCACCCUGGCGCCGGCGGCGGGUACUACCCGGGCGGGUAUGGAGGGGCCCCCGGAGGACCUGCGUUUCCCGGACAAACUCAGGAUCCGCUCUAUGGUUACUUUGCUGCUGUAGCUGGACAGGAUGGGCAAAUAGAUGCUGAUGAAUUGCAGAGAUGCCUGACACAGUCAGGCAUUGCUGGAGGAUACAAACCUUUUAACCUGGAGACUUGUCGGCUUAUGGUUUCAAUGCUGGAUAGAGAUAUGUCAGGCACAAUGGGUUUCAAUGAAUUUAAAGAACUCUGGGCUGUGCUGAAUGGCUGGAGACAACACUUCAUCAGUUUUGACAGUGAUCGGAGUGGAACAGUGGAUCCUCAAGAACUGCAGAAGGCCCUGACCACAAUGGGUUUUCGUUUGAGUCCCCAGGCUGUGAAUUCAAUUGCAAAACGAUACAGCACCAAUGGCAAGAUCACCUUUGAUGACUACAUCGCCUGCUGUGUCAAACUGCGAGCCCUGACAGACAGCUUUCGAAGACGGGAUACUGCUCAGCAAGGUGUUGUGAAUUUCCCAUAUGAUGAUUUCAUCCAGUGUGUCAUGAGCGUUUAAACCAAGAAGCCGUAUGAACACAACCAACAGCAUUCCGAUUGGAGUUCUCUCUUGCUCUUACUCUUUGCCUUCAGCCACUGUGUGUAAACUUGCAGCGCUGCUUUUCCUUAUUAGCUGUCAUAAAGAUUUAUUACUUUAUGUACAAAGUUUUUAGCGUUGAUAAUAAAUUCGUUGGAAUUUUA
Molecule: messenger RNA, 847 nt
Organism: Nyctereutes procyonoides (raccoon dog)
Lineage: Eukaryota; Metazoa; Chordata; Mammalia; Carnivora; Canidae
Gene: SRI
Product: sorcin
Exons: 8
Coding region: 69-665 (198 amino acids)
Molecular function (GO): calcium ion binding
Source: RefSeq, a predicted model, not a curated record